This is a messenger RNA of Macrobrachium nipponense, 2151 nucleotides long. Its product is annotated as protein O-mannosyl-transferase 2-like. Gene Ontology annotation, biological process: protein O-linked glycosylation via mannose. Gene Ontology annotation, molecular function: dolichyl-phosphate-mannose-protein mannosyltransferase activity. The record is from RefSeq and is a predicted model, not a curated record. Gene Ontology annotation, cellular component: endoplasmic reticulum; membrane. Lineage: Eukaryota; Metazoa; Arthropoda; Malacostraca; Decapoda; Palaemonidae.
CCCAGUUUGGAUUUGAUUACAAGGGAUAUUCGUCGCUACGAUUAACGUCCAUUUCAUAAUGCACUGCUGAGUCUCUAGUCUUAUAUGAUAAUCCAACGAAGAGUCAAAAUGACAACAAAAGAAAUUCAAAGCGAGACGAAAGACGAACUGGAAGCGUCGAGUCUUGAAGACAAAAAUGAAGGACAUAAAACGCAAGUGAAGACCAGAAAGAGGGAGGACGUUCACUGGUGGUACGCCUUGACCAUCGUCAGCGUCUUAGCCCUCGCCUCGCGCCAGCUGUACCUGGACCAGCCCCCUGGGUGCACGUGGGAUGAAGUCCACUUCGGAACAUUUGCGAACCAUUAUAUCAACCGGACUUUCAUCCACGACGUUCAUCCACCACUGGGCAAGAUGCUCAUAGCGGGGAUAGCGAAGCUGACUGGUUACAGAGCCUCUUUUGAUUUUCAAGCUGGCAAUGUUUACAACUCAGAAUUCAAUUAUGUCGCCGUCAGAUCGAUGAUAGCCAUCCUGGGAGCAUCUUUAGUCCCGCUGAGUUUCCUGGUUGUAUGGGAAGUGUCGUUCAACCUUAACGCUUGCGUCAUCGCUGCCAUCUGCGUCCUAUCGGAUACGUUCGUCCAUCGCCUGAAUACGCUAAUUCUGCUGGACCCGCCGCUGAUGGUAGCCAUAGUGGCCAGCGUCUACUCACGAUCAAACUUCCACAACACGAGACACAGGGAAUGGUCGAAGGCUUGGUGGGGGAGGAUGAUCCUCACAGGCGUCUGCCUGGGGAUUGUGACGAGCAUCAAGUACGUGGGAGUGUUCACCGUGCUCUUCGUCGGUCUACACACGGCGUAUCAGCUCUUCUGCAUCUCUGUGGACAAUCAGAGGCCGAUGUGGCACGUUCUCCCUCACACCUUGGCGAGGGCCGUGUCCCUGAUCCUUCUGCCAAUCAUGGUCUACCUCUCGACGUUCGUCGUCCACUUCUGGAUUCUGACCCACUGGAGCGUCAAUGGCGGAGGUUUCUACCCGACUAAGUUCUUCGCCUCUUUCAAGAAUACGGAAUACGACAACGCUACGAUGCCAGAGAACAUCCACUACGGCGCCAACAUAACCAUCCAGAACACCCGGCCGCUGUGUGGUUAUCUGGAGUCCUGGUACGACCUCUUCCCUUCUGACUACGCGGCGCCCUGUCAGCAGGUCACUUCGUCCACGAUGCGAGACCCUGAGGCUCUUAUGUGGACCAUUAAGAAGGUCAACCUCGAGGCGGGGGCUGUCCUCGACGGGCGGGAUCCGAGCGAAGGACCGAUCAUCGUCCGGAACGGGAUUACGUCAUGCUGGCACCCCCACGCCGAGACAGGUCGCUCGCUGAGGUCCCACAGCCACAAGGCACCCUUGACCAAGCGCCACUUCCAAGUUUGUGGGUACGGAGAUGAUGGGGCUGGGGGCCCCUUCGAGACGUGGCAGUUGAUCAUCCCUGAUGCUGAACCAGGAGAACCUCUCACGAUCAUCAAACAGGAUUUUAUGCUGAAGCACUACAAGAUGAACUGCUACUUGCAUGUCAGUGAGAAAGCUGUCCUACCGAAGGCUUGGGCUUUCAACGGGGCCAAGGAGGUUACUUGUACCAAAAAUCAAUACAGCACAGGUCUUCGGUGGCACAUAAACUGGAACAUCAGUCCUAAAUUAAACUCGACUGCCAUCACGAAGGACAAGACUCUUGGUCUCUGGGGUAAGAUCUUCGAGCAACAUCUGGACAUGUUCAUAGGAAACUCGGUUCUCGUCUCCACCAGCGAAGAGAUGGAGAGAUCAGCAAGGCCUUGGAUGUGGCCGCUAGCAUGGCAGAUCCAAACGAUGGGUUCCUACAAAGUCAACCACACGAACGAGUACGAGCACUUCGCCAUAGGGAUGACCAAUCCAUAUCUGACUUACGUCAACAUUUUGUGCCUCGUGGGAGUGGUGGUUCUGGCUGCUGUGCACAGCUACAGAGCCAAGAGAUACCAAGACGAAGCCAAGGAAUUUGUCGAAUGUCGCCGCAAAGCGUUGGAAUCGUGCUCUUGGCUGCUGGUCUGCUGGGGGUUUCACUACGUCCCCUUCUUCUUCAUGAGCAGGGUCCUUUACUACCACCACUACUGCCCUUCGUACAUAUUCUCCUGCAUGAUAACAGGUGAUUACUGA